GGUAAGGAGUUUCAAUGUUUCAUUCAUCAUUUUCCUUUCUACACAGAUUAGAUAUUUUUUUAAUUUGAUGAAUGUAAUUAUUAAUAUCUAUACUAUUAAUGUUAUUAUUUUGAUGCAAUAGAAAAUGUCUAGUUAAUGGACAAAAUAUGUUGUCCAUUACACAAGGAGAGCGUAGAUUGAGAGGAGGAGAAAAGGGGGUGAGAAGUCCAGGGGACAAUCAAAGGCUGAUAUUUUAAUCUGUGCUGCCUCAGAGAUUAGCCGACCACAUUGUUGCAAUUGUUUUAACGGCAGGGAAUGAAACGGUCGCUUAUGGGGAAUCCUCGGCCUGAAUCCACCAAGUUCAAUAGUUUCCAAACUUGAGCCCCCGCGCCCCCUCGGUUUCCCUCAUCUCGCCUAAUCCUGCUUAAUCCCUGCCUUCCUAUUGGCUGAUGGCUAAGGAGAGACGGAGAAAUGCUUCUUAAAUAGUCUGUGGUUUCGGAGAAGUAGUUUACACACGACAAGGUAGCUGGUCGGCCCACCAGGAGAAGACAUAACCCUAACCCAUCAGGAUAAAGCUAUCCCUAACCCACAAGGAUAAGGCUAACCCUAACCCACCAGGAUAAGGCUAACCCCAACCCUAUCCCACCAGGACAAGGCCUAACCCUAACCCUAACCCACCAGGAUAAGGCUAACCCUAACCCUGUUUUCUACUGUUUCGGACUAUUUCACCGGAGGACCUCAAACUGAAGAAGAUCCUUCGCCUCUUCUCGGAGCUCAGGGCCUCUGUCCUCCUACGAUCAUCCUCUUUCUCUUCAGGAUGGACUCUUUGAGUUUCUGCGGGCCUUCGAGCAGAGCCAGCGGACUCCUGCACAGCCUUGCCCCCAUGGGCUUUGAUCUACACCAGCAGAUGGCAGAACAGUUCUGUGUUUACCCCAGUCCUACAGCCAACACACUUUCUGUUGCAGAGAGGCUGGCAGAGCUCAUCCUGGAGGCUCGCUAUGGCAACCAGCAGAAGCAGCGCCGCAGCCGGACGGCCUUCAGCGCGUCCCAGCUGCAGGCCCUGGAGACGGGCUUCCAGCAGAGCCAGUACCCCGACGUGGGCAUGCGAGAGAGGCUGGCCAUGUGUGUCAACUUACCUGAGGCCCGCAUCCAGGUGUGGUUUAAGAACCGAAGGGCCAAGCUUCGCAAAGGACAGAGGGCCGCCCCACCUUCCAGAGGGCCCAGCGCCGAGGCAGCUCUGCCUUAUGACGCCCUGCGAGGAGGGGCCCAGCGAGGAGGGGCCCAGCGAGGAGGGGCCCAGCGAGGAGGGGCCCAGCGAGGAGGGGCCCAGCGAGAGGGGGCCCAGCGAGAGGGGGCCCAGCGAGAAGGGGCCCAGCGAGGAGGGGCCCAGCGAGAGGGGGCCCAGCGAGAAGGGGCCCAGCGAGGAGGGGCCCAGCGAGGAGGGGCCCAGCGAGGAGGGGCCUGGACCAACGCCGCCCACGCUGCUCCAACUCUAGCGGAGCUGAGAGACUUCGCCGUUCGCUCGCCACACACAGACUCCCUCGUGUCCAGGGCCCCAGCGCGCUCCCCUCCACAGCUCCCCCUUGUGGCCGCUGGAGGGUACAGGCUGGCCCACUCCGGCCUCCCCGCUGUGGGGGUGCUGUCCGUGGAGAUCCCCCUCGCCCCCCCCUUCUGGCCCAUCAUGCACCAGCACGGCACGGCCGGCCUGGGGGUCCCAUCGUCGACGGUCAGCAAAAACUGUAGCCUGGCCUUCCACACCGGUUGUUCCAGUACAGCUGCCCCUCACCUUGGGCUGUAGCCCCCCCCCCACACACA
Messenger RNA from Gadus morhua (Atlantic cod), 1794 nucleotides. It is a transcript of the gene dmbx2, whose product is annotated as diencephalon/mesencephalon homeobox 2. NCBI's taxonomy places the organism in Eukaryota, Metazoa, Chordata, Actinopteri, Gadiformes, Gadidae. The record is from RefSeq and is a predicted model, not a curated record. Gene Ontology annotation, molecular function: RNA polymerase II transcription regulatory region sequence-specific DNA binding; DNA-binding transcription factor activity, RNA polymerase II-specific. The transcript has 4 exons. Gene Ontology annotation, biological process: regulation of transcription by RNA polymerase II. Bases 797 to 1777 code for a protein of 326 amino acids.